UGGCGCUUAUAUGGAUUCUUUUUUUUGCUGUUGCUACUUUUAUGAGCUGAACAAGCGAACUCCGACGGCAAGUGUGCUUGCAAUGCGUUCUAUACUGUUCAGCAAUCGGAUGCUGAUAGGUAUUGGGUAAGCUUUUUUGUUUUUGUCUUGCCAAAUGCAGUUCACUUUUGCUUCCCUCACAGUGGCGUGCGGAUUAUCUUUCGAUUAGGCUUCCAGUGUGCCAGUUAUCCAGUAGUUAUAUAGUUUUAUAUCUCAAUUAUAGAUAGACCACCUCGAAUUAUCUGACGGUUUGUUUAUGGUCGAUAAUAAAACUACUCGUACCUAUGUCACCUCGUAUCGAUUGUGAAAUCGAAUCGAGGUUUUGUUGCAAACUGAAAAGCGUUGAUUGGUUAUGGUUCGUUGAUCGAUUAUUUUGUUUGUAAGUGGAUAGUUUUAUAGGAUUUAUUGAUCUUUAGCACGUUAGGGUAAGGUACGUAAAAAACGCUAAAAUUAUCUUUAAACUUCAAAUUUGCGCCGAUUUAACAAUUAGCCAAAUGUGACAGCUCAGUAAACGAUUAAAUCAAUCCACAGUCGUCGUGGUGCGAGAUCGAAUAAAGCGAAUUAUCUGAUAGUGGCUGCCAUUCCUGCACCUGAUCGAUAGAACCCCACACAUAGGUACACUUGCUGACAGAGUAGAUCGUGUCGCGUGAUUAAAAGCCCACGCAGUAGGCUUUGUGAUAUUUUCAACACACAGUCUGACAACCGUUUGGCAGAAUAACAUAUUCCCAGUGCGAGCAGGAAUAUCGUCCAGGACGAUCGGGUUGACUAAGGUUCAGGUUAAGAUCAACUUAGCACACAAUUUAACGCAACCAGUGCUUUAUUCAAUUUCACGCUUUGGAGCAUCGAACGAUACGUACACACCGUGGAGAGUUUCAGUUCUUCGACUUGGCAGUAUGGACAAAGACGCACUGAUGUUAAGCAACGAGUCGGGAUUUCAAACUGAUUGGAAAACCCUCUACCAUCGGGAUGCAUUACUUUGGGCGUCGCACGAAUUUGAAACCGAUUCCAUAAUGAAGUCCUUGGUGGAGCUGGUAUUUUGCCUUACGAAACAGUUUAAUCUAUCGCCUGCGGUAGAGUUUACCACAAUUGAUACGCUAGAACUGCUGCUGAUACGCACCUUUCAGAGCUGGAUGAAAUCAUCUUCGGCUGGUUCGGAUUCGGUGGAGCGUAAAAAAGGUCCUUUUUUGCGACAACUCCCCAUGUACGUGGUGGCUGUGGUUGACAUCGUUGCCAAGUACAUACACAUUGGCAUGAAAUUGGAUCUUGUAGCUCUUAAACGAGCGGCUAAAGUGAGCGAUUCCUUUACAAACAUGCUUGCUGUGGAGUUUGAAGUCAUUAAAAUUUUGGACAGUGAGCUUCGAUCGUCACUGCUGCUGGGAGCCUUUGAACGUUUUUCAAAGCAAUAUCUAACGCCACUGAAUAUAGCGAGUAAUGAACACAUUUGGAACAUUGGACUCAGGUUAUUACGUUUGGUUACAGCCGAACGAACACUUAUUUACAAUAGCUUAAAGACAUCGAUGAAGGACAAAGAAUGCUUUCGACGCUUUAAAGCCAACAAACUGAUUCUUGCCGGUGCGAUCAUCAUCACCGUACUCUACGUUAUACCGGCAACGCGCCAUAGUAAGGCGAUCCUCAACCAAGUCAUCGAACCGCUCGCUGACGAUUGCUGCGUACAGGCAACGAAUCUGAUUUAUCUCCGGGAUGCAGUAUUGCGUGUCAUUGGCGGCCACUGAGCAAAACCAUCGGCAACUCUUUAAAAGGUGGUGUCGUUGGCCGCCGUUCGUGCAUACUUUAUUUGCAUUCGAUGUAAAUUAAACCAGAGCAGACCAUGUUAAUAUUCAUUACAUAUUCCUAGCGUGCUUUUUUAUAUUUGGCUUUCGUUCGAUCUGGAUCAUAGACUGUCGCUGAUUGGAGAUUGGUUGAGGCGAAUGCUGCCAAAGAGCUUUGGUUGGAGGGAUGGAAAGAUGAAACGGAUCUGUAAUGUCAGAAACGAUUGAAUCGUCAACGGGGAGAGCGUGGAAUGUAUUUUUUUCCAUCCUCAAGAUCGUUUCACAUCAGAAUCUUUGUUUUUUUUUAUUUUGAUGCCAAUACACUUGCUGGUGUGCAUUUCCGCGUUUUUGACACCUGUCGAAGGGGUGGCAGAAUUGAAAUGAUGUGGUAAUUACGGUACUGGGUAAUGAUAUGUCCGGGAGGCAAAAGCUGUAAUGUCUGUUAACUUUUAAGGCUAAAAUUUUCUUAUGCAAAUACAAAUGCUUCCAAGAAAAUGAUCCGAUACGUAGCAAAGCAGGAAGAAGCGUGUUUGAAUAGAAAAAAAUACGUGUUAUUUAUUUACACACCUUUGACCACAGAGCCGUUGUUCUGAACAACUUGUCCAAACAGCGAUUUCUUCCAAGAACCACCCCUGAACUGGGUUU
This is a messenger RNA of Anopheles funestus (African malaria mosquito), 2453 nucleotides long. RefSeq lists its product as uncharacterized. The record is from RefSeq and is a predicted model, not a curated record. Lineage: Eukaryota; Metazoa; Arthropoda; Insecta; Diptera; Culicidae. Bases 933 to 1772 code for a protein of 279 amino acids. The transcript has 4 exons.